AUGAGAAAUCCACUCUUUUCAUGGCUUUUCUUCAUGCUUAUAUGCUCACUUCAGCUCACCUUCUGUAUCUUUGUGCUGGCUGGCCAAUGUUUGGACAGUCAGAGGUCCUUGUUGCUCCAAUUGAAGAACAACCUUACAUUCAAUCCUGUUAUGUCCACAAAACUUGCUCAGUGGAAUCGAAGUGUGGAUUGCUGUUUUUGGGAAGGCGUAAACUGCGUGGAGGGACGUGUUAUUGGUCUCGAUCUGACCAACGAAUACAUCUCCGGUGGACGUGACAACUUAAGCAGCCUCUUCAAUCUUCAGAAUCUCCAGAACCUGAAUUUGGCUUACAACAGAUUCAAUGGUACAAUUCCAUCGGAGCUUGAGAAGCUGACGAAUUUGAGUUAUUUAAACCUAUCAAAUGCUGGCUUUGCAGGGCAGAUACCAAUUGAGAUUUCUCGCUUGACAAGGUUGGUUUCUCUUGAUUUAUCUGCCGUUUACUUCCCCGAAACUAUUCCUCUGAAACUUGAGAAUCCAAACUUAAAGAUGUUGGUUCAGAACCUUCCUGAGCUUAUAGAACUUCAUCUUGAUGGGGUAAAAAUAUCAGCAAGAGGGAAUGAGUGGUGCCUGGCCUUAUCAUCUUCACUGCAAAAUCUGAGAGUGUUGAGUUUGUCAGAUUGUUAUCUUUCGGGCCCCAUUGAUUCCAGCUUACUGAAGCUUCAGUCCCUCUCGAUUAUUCGUCUGGAUAAUAACAAUUUGUUAGCUCCAGUUCCAGAGUUCUUCGCAAAUUUUACAAAUUUGACGUCCUUGCGUCUCACUUCUACUGAGUUGAGCGGCACAUUUCCAAGAAAGAUCUUCCAGGUACCAACACUAGAGAUUCUUGACUUGUCUAAUAAUGUACUACUUCAUGGUGCUUUGCCAGAUUUUUCUCAGAAUGGAUCUCUUCGCAGUCUGGUUCUUAGCAAUACAAACUUUUCAGGGGCAUUAUCAGAUUCUAUCGGUAACCUUACAAAGUUGUCCAGAAUAGAUCUUUCAAACUGCAAUUUUAAUGGAUCACUGCCACUCUCGAUGGCAAAGCUUACGCAAUUGCUUUAUUUGGACAUGUCAUCCAACAGUUUCACUGGACCAAUUCCAUCAUUCAGUAUGGCCAAGAAUCUUACCCAAAUAAACCUUUCUCAUAAUGAUCUAAUUGGUAGCAUUACUUCCACUAGCUGGGAAGAGCUUCGUAAUCUGGUAAGCCUUGACCUGCGUCACAAUUCUCUGAAUGGGAGCAUUCCAGUUUCUCUGUUUUCCCAUCCAUUCUUGCAAAAAUUACAACUUUCCAACAACCAAUUUUCUGGUCAACUCAAUCAUUUUUCUAACAUUUCUUCUGGCCUACUGGACACUCUUGAUUUGAGUAGCAACAAAUUGAAAGGACCAAUACCCAUGUCUCUCUUUGAACUCCGGAGUCUUAAGAUCCUCUCACUGUCUUCAAACAAAUUCAAUGGCUCCUUGCAGCUUCUUAAUGUGAUUCAGCAUUUGAGAAAUCUUUCAAGUCUUGAUCUUUCGUACAACAGGUUAUCGAUUGAAGAUAAUGGAACAGAUGGAAUUAAUUCAUCUUUGUCCUCCUUUCCCCAGAUUACCACAUUAAUAUUGGCUUCUAGCAACUUGAAAAAGUUUCCUGAUUUCUUGAAAAACCAAUCCAAAUUAACCUAUCUAGACCUUUCAAACAACCAGAUUGAUGGAGAUAUACCAAACUGGCUCAGGGAACUUCGGAAUCUUGUGUACUUAAAUCUCUCUUUUAACCGACUGGUGACUCUGGAACGAACUUUCUCCAAUCAUUCUUUUUUGAAUCUUCUGGACCUUCGCUCAAACUUGCUCGUGGGACAACUCCCAAUUCUUCCUCGGUUUGCCACGUACUUGGAUUUCUCGAGGAAUAAUUUCAGCUCUGAAAUACCAGCUAAUAUUGGUGACUCCCUUACUUAUGCUUAUUUCUUCUCUCUUUCUAGCAACAAGUUCCAUGGGAGUAUCCCUGAAUCAAUAUGCAAUGCGGCAUAUCUUCAAGUUCUAGAUCUGUCUUAUAAUUUUUUCCAUGGAAAUAUAUCCCAAUGCUUGAUUGAGAAGAGUGUGACUCUUGGGGUGCUGAAUCUAAGGAGAAACAAACUUAGUGGCUCCAUUCCUGAUUCCUUUCCGGCCAAUUGUAGUUUACAAACUUUGAAUCUCAAUGGAAACCGAAUAGAAGGACAGUUACCAAAGUCCCUGGCCAAUUGCGUAAAGUUGGAGGUCAUGGACAUUGGAAACAACCUCGUCAACGGUACCUUCCCAUGUUACUUGAAGAAUACAUCCAUGUUGCGAGUUCUUGUUUUGCGAUCAAACAAAUUUGACGGGCCCAUUAAUUGUUCAGAGCCUAAUUUCACUUGGCAGAUGCUUCAAAUUGUAGACAUAGCUUCAAACAAUUUUACUGGUAAACUUCCAAAAAAAUUUACCUGGAAGGCAAUGAUGGAUGAUGAAAAUGAGGCCCAAUCAGAGCUCGAUCACCUCCAAUUUAAAGUCCUGAGAUUCGGUCAACUUUACUAUCAAGAUGCCAUUACAAUUACCUCCAAAGGUCUAGAUAUGGAGUUGGUGAAGAUUCUAACCAUCUUCACCUCGAUUGACAUUUCCUGCAACAAUCUUGAGGGGCCAAUACCAGAAGAAUUUGGAGCAUUUGGAUCACUAUAUGUUCUCAACUUGUCGCACAAUGCUCUUAUUGGCCAAAUUCCCCCAUCUUUGGCAAACUUGACUAGUUUAGAGUCAUUAGACUUGUCAAGCAACAAGCUUACAGGGGAGAUCCCAGUGCAACUUGCAGCUGGUCUGAUUUUCCUUUCAGUUCUAAACCUUUCAUUCAAUCAAUUGGCGGGGCAGAUUCCACAUAUCAAGCAAUUUGCUACAUUUUCUGAAGCUUCCUAUCUAGGAAAUGUUGGAUUAUGUGGCUUCCCUUUGGAGGUAGGAUGCACAUAUGCAGAGCCAAUUUCACCUCCAACAUUUGAAGAAGGUCCUUCGACUUCUGAGAAUGUGAUUCAUUGGAAAUUUAUAAGUGUUGAACUGGGAUUUGUUUUUGGCUUUGGAAUUGUAAUUUGGCCCCUUAUGUUUUUGAAGAGAUGGAGGAUAUGGUAUUCCAAACACAUUGAUGACAUUCUUUUCAAGAUUUUCCCUCAAUUAUAUCUUGGAAAAAAAUAUCGUUAAAGGCGAAUGCACAGGAAUGAAGGGCGGAGGCAUAAGUGAUAGUUUAUGAGAAGUAAUGUAACUAAGCUUAGCUUUUAUUUCUUUCUGUUUCAAUAAAAGAAAAAAUAAAGAUUGUAUCUAUGUAAUUGGAUGCGAGUGUUGUCUUUAAGGUAUGAUGUUUGUAACUGCCAAGCUGUAUUAUUGAAAUACUUAGCUUUUGUUUCUUUGUUUUUGAUGAAUUUUGUGGAAGAUGCUCAGGCUUUACUUGAUU
This is a messenger RNA of Corylus avellana, 3430 nucleotides long. Its product is annotated as receptor-like protein 7. NCBI's taxonomy places the organism in Eukaryota, Viridiplantae, Streptophyta, Magnoliopsida, Fagales, Betulaceae. The record is from RefSeq and is a predicted model, not a curated record. Gene Ontology annotation, molecular function: protein binding.